GCGCCGGGGCCGCCAGACGUGCCGGCGGUCACAGGGCUCCGCACGUCGCUCCCGUCCACCCACUCGCCCGCAUUUAACCCGGCCCGCGGCCGCCCGCCGCUCCUCAGCCCGCGCGGCGCGGGCGCGGCAUGAGCAGCAGCGGCCCCGGCACCGGCACCGGCCCCGGCACCGGCCCCGGCACCGGCAGCGCCCGCAGCCCCUGAGCGCCCGCACCGCCCGCGCCCCCCGCCAUGGAGCGCAUCCCCAGCGCGCAGCCCCCGCCCGGCUGCCUGGGCAAGCUGCCCGCCCUGGAGAGCGGAGACCUGCCCGGGCUGGACUUCGCGCACAUGUACCAGGUGUACAAGCCCCGGAGGGGCUUAAAGAGGAGCGAGGACAACAAGGAGACCUACAAGCUGCCGCACCGGCUGAUCGAGAAGAAGAGGCGCGACAGGAUCAACGAGUGCAUCGCGCAGCUGAAGGACCUGCUGCCCGAGCACCUCAAGCUCACGACUCUAGGUCACCUGGAGAAGGCUGUGGUUCUGGAGCUCACCCUGAAGCACGUGAAGGCACUGACCAACCUCAUCGAGCAGCAGCAGCAGAAGAUCAUCGCUUUGCAGAGCGGCUUGCAGGCGGGUGACCUGUCAUCGAGAAACCUCGAUUCCAGCCAGGAAAUGUUUCGAUCCGGUUUCCAGAUGUGCGCCAAGGAAAUGCUGCAAUACCUGGCCAAGCACGAGAACGGCAAGGAGCUGAAGUCGUCGCAGCUGGUCAGCCACCUGCACCGCAUGGCCAGCGAGGUGCUGCAGGGCGGGGCGGCCCGCAAGGCCGGGGACGUCCCUCCCAAAAUGCUGGACUUGAAGGAGAAGCCGGCGCCCCUGGGCGCGGCGGGCGAGGGCCACGGGAAGAACUGCGUGCCCGUGAUCCAGCGGACAUUCGCUCACUCCAGCGGGGAGCAGAGCGGCAGCGACACGGACACGGACAGCGGGUACGGGGGAGAGCUGGAGAAAAGCGACUCCAAACCGGAACAGCCCUAUUUCAAAAAGGAUACCGACCUCAAGUACGCUGUCCAGGAGAGAAUAAGCUCUAUUAAGCAAGAGACUGAGGACCCGCCGGCCAAAAGGAGCAGGCUGGAGUCGCCGCAGGACGAGGGCCCUUUCGGCAGCGACGUGAUGGGCCCUGCCGGCGGCUUCCUGGGCCCCCACGCUCACCAGCCUCCCCUGUGCCUGCCUUUCUACCUGAUCCCGCCGUCCGCCACCGCCUACCUGCCCAUGCUGGAGAAGUGCUGGUACCCGGCCUCGGUUCCCGUGCUGUACCCCAGCCUGCCGGCCUCUGCCGCGGCCCUGACGGGCUUCAUGAACCCCGACAAAAUCUCCCCCCCUCUGCUGAUGCCCCAGAGACUCCCUUCUCCUGUACCGGCCCAUUCCCCCAUCGACUCCUCGGCUCUGCUUCAAGCUUUGAAGCAGAUUCCUCCUUUGAACUUGGAAACCAAAGACUGAGCGCAGUGUGACUGGUUUUUCUCUUUUUUUUCCUUUUUUUGGUUUUUUUUUUUUUUUUUUAGUUUGAGAGACUGUUUCACUUUUAUAUAUUGGCUGGACUGAGGUGUGGGGACGAGGUUCACUGUGCGUAGGAAGCUAAAUCCCCUUUUCUCUGACUUGUCAGGUAGCUUGGAGAAGGAUGAAGGAUGCGCCCAGGUUAGCCAUUGACAACUACUUCCAAAAGAUUAAAGAAGGAUUUUGUGCUUGGCCCCUUCCCUUCUUCCCUCUCCACGUCUACAGAGCGACAGUUGACUCAGUCAGCUGCGAACCUAUUGCAAAGCUGUGAAGAAAUAUUCCAUUGGGCAGACCCGCUUUGAGGGUCUGCAAACAAAAUAAGUGAAUACAAACCAU
Messenger RNA from Motacilla alba alba, 1862 nucleotides. RefSeq names its product basic helix-loop-helix family member e40 (gene BHLHE40). Gene Ontology annotation, cellular component: nucleus. The coding region runs from base 231 to 1472 and encodes 413 amino acids. Gene Ontology annotation, biological process: regulation of neurogenesis; circadian regulation of gene expression; anterior/posterior pattern specification. The record is from RefSeq and is a predicted model, not a curated record. Gene Ontology annotation, molecular function: RNA polymerase II cis-regulatory region sequence-specific DNA binding; DNA-binding transcription factor activity, RNA polymerase II-specific; protein dimerization activity. Lineage: Eukaryota; Metazoa; Chordata; Aves; Passeriformes; Motacillidae. The transcript is spliced from 5 exons.